AUGGCCCGGGUGCUGAGACCCCCGCACGUCCGUCCCAGGCUGGUGGCCAAGCUGCAGGACACCCCGGACACCAGUGCUGCGGCAGCUAGGAAGGAGCCUGUGAACCUCCAGAGGCUGCUGUGGACCUGGGAACCAGCCAAGACCCUGGCUCCAGAGCCCACCCCAGGGCCAGAAACUAACGAAGAGGCCCCCGUCUCCCCCAUGCAUACCCAGGCCCCUACACCUCAAGGAGCUGGAGAUUCUGACCCAGGAACUGGAAAAGGCAUUUCUAAGGCUGGAGAAAGAGACAAGGCCUCUGGCCUGAAGCUUCUGUCAGAGAGGGAUCAGACCUGUCAGGGGAGAAGGCCCCAAGUUGCCAAGUCUGGACCAGGCCUCUGGGACCAAGAAAUAGCUCCAUCAGCUGUUCCGCAGGCCCCAGAAUCUUUCACACUCAGGGAGAAGGAGACCCUGCUGCAGCUGCCCGUGGCCUUCAAGAAGGCGGCUUCUCAGAACUCCCACCUGUGGGCCCAGCUCAGCUCUACACAGGCCAGUGACUCCAUGGGUGUCACUCCAUCCUCUGAAAUCCAGUUCCUCCAGAAAAUGCAGAUGACUUCAGGCUGGCCCAUCUCCAGAGGCAGAGACAGAGGCAGGGCACCUGCAGAAGGCCUGCUUGCUGCUGAGAUGGAGAAUGGGGGAAGAGCUCACAACAGGCCCCAUGGGCUGGAGGCCAAGUACCACUGCCUGCCCACCCUGGAGGGGCUGCAGGCCAUUGUGGGACAGUGUCUCCGCAAGAUGCAGGAGCUGCGGGCAGCGGUGGAACAGCAGCUGGCGCCAUGGCCUGAGGAGAGGCUCCCCAGGGCCUCAUCUGGGGCCCCCACCCAGGAGCUGCAGACCCUGGCAGCCCUCAAGCUGUGUGGGCACGCUGGACCAGCAGAUCCACCUGUAGAAGAUCCCAAAGGCAGAACUUCUCCCCUGGGUGAGCACACAGGAGCCACUGGGACUGCCCUGGCUGGCGCCAUGCUGUGCUGUGCAUGGCCUUUUGGGAGAGGGAGGUCAGUGUUUUCCAUGGUCCAGCGAAAUGAGCCUGCGGACUGA
This is a messenger RNA of Phyllostomus discolor (pale spear-nosed bat), 1074 nucleotides long. RefSeq names its product tubulin epsilon and delta complex protein 2-like. The transcript has 2 exons. Bases 1 to 1074 code for a protein of 357 amino acids. NCBI's taxonomy places the organism in Eukaryota, Metazoa, Chordata, Mammalia, Chiroptera, Phyllostomidae. The record is from RefSeq and is a predicted model, not a curated record.